UAAUUUCUUCAGGUUAUGUUUGAUGACAGUGAGUGUGUCAGUGAUGGAAGGAGAUUCAGUCACUCUGUACACUGAUGUUGAAACAAUCCAACAAGUAGAGAUUAGAUGGUAUUUUAAUGACAUUCACAUCGCUGCAAUCAGUGGAGAUCCCAAUAAAACCUGCACAGAUGUUCAGUGUUGUUAUGGAACUGAGAGAUUCAGAGACAGACUGAAGCUGGAUCAUCAGACUGGAUCUCUGACCAUCACAAACAUCACAACCACAGACUCUGGACUUUUGAAACUACAGAUCAACAGCAGCAGUGACAGUCUUCUUCAGCUAUUCAGUGUUUCUGUCUAUGAUGUUCCUGAACGACAGAAAAUAAAGUCAGUGAAGGAGGGAGAUGCUGUCACUUUAGAUCCUGGUGUAGUAAAAAAAACUAAUUAUUUGAUGAAAUGGCUUUUUAAUGACGUUCGCAUCGCUGAAAUCAAUGGAGAUCUCAGUUUUAUCUGUGCAGAUGUUCAGUGUUUAUAUGCGGAUGUCAGAUUCAGAGACAGAUUGAAACUGAAUCAUAUAACUGCAUCUCUGACCAUCACAAACACCAGAACCACAGACUCUGGACUCUAUUAUCUACUGAUAACCACCAUCCGAUUCAACAUCAUAAAGAGCUUUAUUGUUAAUGUCACUGGUUAUGUUGAUGCAGUAAGUGUGUCAGUGAUGGAGGGAGAUUCAGUCACUCUGUACACUGAUGUUGAAACAAUUCAACAAGUAGAGAUUAGAUGGUAUUUUAAUGACAUUCACAUCGCUGCAAUCAGUGGAGAUCCCAAUAAGACCUGCACAGAUGUUCAGUGUUGUUAUGGAACUGAGAGAUUCAGAGACAGACUGAAGCUGGAUCAUCAGACUGGAUCUCUGACCAUCACAAACAUCAGAACCACAGACUAUGGACUCUUUAAACUACAGAUCAACAGCCGCAGUGACAGUCUUCUUCAGCUGUUCAGUGUUUCUGUCUAUGAUGUUCCUGAACGACAGAAAAUAAAGUCAGUGAAGGAGGGAGAUGCUGUCACUUUAGAUCCUGGUGUAGUAAAAAAAACUAAUUAUUUGAUGAAAUGGCUUUUUAAUGACGUUCGCAUCGCUGAAAUCAAUGGAGAUCUCAGUUUUAUCUGUGCAGAUGUUCAGUGUUUAUAUGCAGAUGUCAGAUUCAGAGACAGAUUGAAACUGAAUCAUAUAACUGGAUCUCUGACCAUCACAAACACCAGAACCACAGACUCUGGACUCUAUUAUCUACUGAUAACCAGCAUCCGAUUCAACAUCAUAAAGAGCUUUAUUGUUAAUGUCACUGGUUAUGUUGAUGCAGCGAGUGUGUCAGUGAUGGAAGGAGAUUCAGUCACUCUAUACACUGAUGUUAAAACAAACCAACAAGAAGAAAUUAGAUGGUAUUUUAAUGACAUCCGCAUCGCUCAAAUCACUGAAGAUCUCAGUUUUAUCUGUGCGGAUGUUCAGUGUACAUAUAGUGAUGAGAGAUUCAGAGACAGACUGGAGCUGGAUCAUCAGACUGGAUCUCUGACCAUCACAAACACCAGAACCACAGACUCUGGAGUUUAUCAUAAACAAGUCAUCAGCGGCAGCAACAUCAAUAACGGCAUCUUCGGUGUUACAGUCUAUAAAGUUCCUGAUGCUGAAUGAGAUGAAAUGAAGAGAAAGUCAGUGAAGGAGGGAGAAUCUGUCACUUUAGAUCCUGGUGAAACAAAAAGCCCAAAUGAUUUGAUGACGUGGUAUUUUAGUGACAUUCGCAUUGCUGAAAUCAC
Molecule: messenger RNA, 1782 nt
Organism: Cyprinus carpio (common carp)
Lineage: Eukaryota; Metazoa; Chordata; Actinopteri; Cypriniformes; Cyprinidae
Exons: 6
Coding region: 23-1660 (545 amino acids)
Source: RefSeq, a predicted model, not a curated record